Messenger RNA from Dicentrarchus labrax (European seabass), 1402 nucleotides. RefSeq names its product CMRF35-like molecule 5. Lineage: Eukaryota; Metazoa; Chordata; Actinopteri; Moronidae. Bases 116 to 1009 code for a protein of 297 amino acids. The record is from RefSeq and is a predicted model, not a curated record. The transcript is spliced from 6 exons.
UCCUAUGUGGGUGAUGGAUGCAGAAGUGUAAUACUCUGAGGUUAAGAUUAAAAUGUGCAACUCAGAGAUAACUGACCCAUUUUGUGGGUGCUAGAAUCUUUGCAGGAACAGAAAGAUGUGGAGUCUUCAAGACCUGCUGUUCAUCCUCUGCAUUCCUCUGAGCGGUGUGACCGGUGCAGCUGAUGUGAUCCAUGUGUCUGGAUAUGAGGGGAGAGAAGUUUAUGUUUCCUGUCCCUAUGAUCAGGGAUAUAAGUCUAAUACGAAGUACCUGUGCAGGAAUGAGUGUGACAAUGAUGAUGAAAUUGUGAUUAAGACUACAGAGGUGAAGAAGGGCAGAUACUCCAUCCAUGAUGACAAAAAUAAACGCAUCUUCACUGUGACCAUCUCUGAUCUUGAUCAGACGGAUGCUGGAAAAUACUUGUGCAUGGUGGAUAGAUUCGGCCGGGAUCCCUCGACUGCUGAAGUACAACUGGAUAUAGCAGAGUGGUGCUGUGUGAAAUUAAGCGAACUGAGCGGCAUUGUGGGACGUUCAGUAACUAUGCAGUGUCCCUAUCCACCACAACACAAGAAUAACAGGAAGUUCCUCUGUAAGGGAGACCGUCACAUCAGCUGUACAGACAUGGUGACGAGUCAAAGCAGGUUCACGCUGCAAGAUGACGUCUCUUCCAGCUCUUUCUUGGUGAUGAUCACAGAGCUGAAAGCAGGUGAUGCUGGGACAUACUGGUGUGGUUCAGACUCACAGUGGACUGCUGCUAACUACACCAAGAUUCAUCUGUCAGUAGAUGUUCACAUGCUGGUCUACAUUCUGCCUGCCACCCUGCUGGCUGUACUGGGGGUACUGACAGUGGCAUUGGUCAUGCUCUAUAAAUAUAAAUGUUACAAAGUGCAAGGAACUGAAGUCAGCAUGAACAGUAACACAACAACCCCUGCUGAAGAAGUAGAAGUGCAGUAUGUCGACCAUAUUUAUGAUAAUCACGUCCUUGAUAAAACGGGUGGAGACGACAUGUAAAAAGACAUCACUGCAGAAGAUGUUUAUCAAAGGAAUCAAAUACAACACAGCCAAAACUAAUUAAGCAGUGCUCACGACUGUGGCCACACUUUGUAUUUUUGGGUCACACACCCUUUAAUAACUGCCUGCAAUAUAUCCUGUGUGUAAUCAUGUACAACUGUGGCCAUUUUAUGACUAUUUGUUCUAUGAUUAUAAGAUUGUCGAUGUAUGUGUGUAAACUCAAACACAUUCAUUGCUGUUCUCCAUUUCUUUUUUUUACCUUUAUACAAUUAUUGAUUGCUUCUAGUUUUGGUUUAACAAUUGAUGUAACAUACUCUUUGUUAGAUGCUCUGGAUAAUUUUCACACCUAUAGCAAAAGUGUGUACUGCAUUUGUUGUACAGACUUCGCCAUGU